AUGUUAGUUCAAGAUAUAUACGGGUCAUAUUCUCAGUUAAUAAACUUGCCUGGGGAUAUUAUAGCCAGCAGUUUUGGCAAAGCUGCCCGCUCAUUGCGUGAUAAAACUGAUGAGCAAUUCAAACAAGAAGAUGUUGUACACAGCCUUCUUCUGUGCAUUAGCAAUGAUGUAGGGCAAAUUGCCAGCCUCUAUGCACAGUUGCAUUCUGUGAAUAAGGUCUAUUUUGGUGGAGGAUUUAUUCGCCGCAACCCUUUCACUAUGCACACAUUGUCAUUUGCCAUCAAUUAUUGGUCCAAGGGUCAGAUUCAAGCUUUAUUUCUUCGUCAUGAAGGCUACCUUGGUGCUAUUGGUGCUUUUCUUAUAGGAGCAGAGGAAGAACAUGCUGAGAAUUAUUGCUGGGGUGAAAACUUUGCAAAUAGUUCUGGACUUGCAAGUCCUCGAAAUCCUCGUGAAUCAUGUUGCUCCCAAAAUAACACAUUUGAUUUGCUAGAACUUGACCGUUUGAAUUGUGAACUCCUCCCUUGUCCACUCUUAUUGGAUGCUUGUAGCUACAUCCCAGACACAGUUGACCUUACAGAAGACACUGCAGCUCGAGACUAUUGGCUCAAAUGUCUCUCUCAGACUGUAGAAAAGAUCAGAACACAAGCGGUGACAAGUCAAGAAGGGACACAAGACUCAGAGGAGAGAGCAGACAAAUUCAAAGAAAAAUAUAUUAAUCGGUUAAAUGAACUGGCAAAAAAUCCUUGUGCCUAUGGUUCCUUGACUGUUCGGUCUUUGCUUGAUACAAUUGGACAAUUUCUCAAAGAAUUUAUGUUUACAGAUCCAUACUCUCAGUUGAAGCAGAGUGAAAAUGAAGCCUCUUUGUUGCUUUUGGUUGAACGAUUGAGAGAGCUGGAUGAGCUCAACUGGGAAGAACGUCAGCUGUCCAUUGUCAAAGGUGUUUUGGCUGGAAAUGUGUUUGAUUGGGGUGCUCGAGAGGUGGAGCACAUCUUGGAGAGUGGUCAGUUUGGAUUCUCUGAUGCCAUCAAUACAAUUCAAGAUCGUCCCUGGCUGAUUGAUGACUUCAAUACUUGGCUCCAGUGUAGACAGUCAUCUCCUCCAUACAAAUGUGCUGCCAUUUUCUGUGAUAACAGUGGAGCUGAUAUCAUUCUUGGUAUCUUCCCCUUCAUCAGAGAUCUUCUCUAUAAUGGCACCAAGGUAAUACUUUGUGCUAAUUCUCGUCCAAGCUUGAAUGAUGUAAUUUAUAAUGAAUUGAAUAUUUUAGUGAAGCGAGUGGCUUCUCUCUGUCCUGAAAUAGAUAAAGCAUUAGCAAAAGGCCAAUUGGUUAUUAUGGAGUCUGGUCAAGGAUCUCCAUGUCUUGAUCUCAGAUUAAUAGACAAGAAUUUGGCAAACAUUUUGAGGAAGUAUGAAGCUGAUUUGAUUGUACUGGAAGGUAUGGGCCGUGCAAUACACACCAAUUUCCAUGCAUCUUUUUCCUGUGAUUCUCUCAAAGUGGCAUAUGAAACUCUACAUUUUUCUUUCUCUCCAAUUUUCCCUUUCUUUUUUUCCAUUUUACUCUUUCCUCUUGCGUUUAUUUCUUACAAAAUAUCUACUCUCUCCUUUCACUGUUUCUUUUUCUUCAAAAUUUGA
Messenger RNA from Acanthosepion pharaonis, 1629 nucleotides. NCBI's taxonomy places the organism in Eukaryota, Metazoa, Mollusca, Cephalopoda, Sepiida, Sepiidae. The record is from the annotation of a GenBank genome assembly.